ACAGUGAUCACAGUUCACACCUGCAGCGAAGCCCCUCCCACAACAAUUCACCAAUAAAUACUGGGAAUAUUCCCAUCAUCCUACAAGAGAAGGACAAACUCCAGGAGUAGCAGCUGAAAUCUGUGUGACUGUUAAAGAUGGAGUUUAUUAAAGAGGAGAUUGAAGACAUGAGUGAUCCAGAACCAUCCAGAAUAAAACAUGAAGAUACUGAGGAACAAACAGACCAGGUGAAAGUGAAAGAGCAAAGACAAGAACUGAAUGAAGUGAAGGAGGAACAUCGAAACUUUACAAUUCAAAGAACAAAAGCCAAAAAGACGCACACCUGCACUCAGUGUGGAGAGAGUUUCACACAGAAAGGAAACCUUAACACACACAUGAGAAUUCACACUGGAGAGAAACCGUAUACAUGCACUCAGUGUGGAAAGAGUUUCACACAGAAAGGAAACCUUUACAGACACAUGAGAAUUCACACUGGAGAGAAACCGUAUACAUGCACUCAGUGUGGAAAGAGUUUCACACAGAAAGGAGACCUUGACUCACACAUGAGAAUUCACACUCGGAAGAAUCCGUAUACAUGCACUCAGUGUGGAAAGAGUUUCACACAGAAAGGAAACCUUGACUCACACAUGAGAAUUCACACUGGAGAGAAACCGUAUACAUGCACUCAGUGUGGAAAGAGAUUUUCUCGUUUAUCAAGAGUCCGUCAUCAUCUGCUCAUUCACUCUGGAGAAAAGCCAUUUAACUGUGAUCAGUGUGGUAAAGAUUUUAUCUCAUCAUCAAAUCUAAAUAAACACCUGAAACUUCAUUCAGAUGAGAAGCCUUAUGUGUGUUCUCUCUGUGGAAAGAGUUUUUAUAGGCUGGACUGUUUUAAACGGCACAAGAAAACACAUGAUGAAGCAGAGGAUUCCCACUGGAAUUUGGUGGUACGAGUCCUUGUCAUUGACAUCCUAACAAAGAAACAGAUUGACAAGACAUUAUCAUGCCAAUCUGAUCUCUGUUGUUUUCUGCUAUUAAAUAAGGGUUCACUUGAACUGAUUCUAACUGUAUUUCUGUGUAUUUUAGACCAGGUGAGAGUGAAAGAGCAAAGACAAGAACUGAAUGAAGUGGAGGAGGAACAUCGUAACUUUACAAUUCAAAGAACAAAAGCCAAAAAGACGCACACCUGCACUCAGUGUGGAAAGAGUUUCACACACAAAGGAACCCUUAAAACACACAUGAGAAUUCACACUGGAGAGAAACCGUUUACAUGCACUCAGUGUGGAAAGAGUUUUUCUCAAGCAUCAAGUCUCAGUGUUCAUCUGCUCAUUCACUCUGGAGAAAAAACAUUUAACUGUGAUCAGUGUGGUAAAGAUUUUAAUUCAUCAGCACAUCUAAAAUCACACCUGGAAGUUCAUUCAGAUGAGAAGCCUUAUGUGUGUUCUCUCUGUGGAAAGAGUUUUUCAAGGCUGAUCAGUUUUAAACUGCACCAGAAAACACACAAUGAAGUGAGAGAUUAUAUGUGCUUUGACUGUGGGAAGAGCUUUACUACAUCUCGUGAUCUGAAACAGCACCAAAGAAUUCAUACUGGAGAAAAACCUUACAAGUGCUCAUAUUGUGACAAGAGUUUCACUCAGGCUGGAACUCUGAAAUUACACAAGCGAGUUCAUACUGGAGAGAAGCCGUACUACUGUACUCAGUGUGAGAAGAGUUUCACCCAAUCAAGUAGUCUAGGGAAACAUAUUAGAAAGCAUUGUUCUGUGUCACAGUUGGAUCUCAGGAUUUUCAGGUACGUCAUUCUGAACUCCAAGAGUCAGGGAUUUCCUCUGUUUCCUCAGAACGUCUACAAGCUGUCUCACUGCGAGUUCUACGUUUGGGAACUGGACUCUGGAUCUCACAUUCUUGAACUUCAGAUGGAAGAGUUCCACAAGGGAGUAACAAAUCCCGAUACCAGACCCCUGUACUGCAGGAUCAACCUGAGCGUGCCAGUUCUGGACAGUUUUUUUAAUGAUUUGGACACACGACCUGAUUUUCGGCUGAGCAGGGACGCCCUGAGAGUGCUGCUGGGCCUGUUGAGGACUGAACGCCAACACGGAUGGGGUUCCACAAUAGAGACCCUGGUAUUUAUUUUCUGGCUUGCGUGUGGCACAUCAUACAGGGUUGUCUCCAGAGUGUUUGACAUGCCUCGUUCCACUGUCCACCGCAUUGUCCACCGGGUCGCUGAGGAGGUGGUGGCCAUUCGCCACCAAGUCAUUCAUUUCCCCAACACCCCAGAAGACCUGGAGGCAGUUUGCCGUGGGUUUGCAGGGCUGGCCAGACACCGAGCUUUCUUGAAAGCUGCAGGAGCAAUCGACGGCUGCCAUGUCCGUAUCAAGCCUCCAAGCGGCCCUGAUGGUCAGUGCUACAGGAACAGGAAACUGUUCCCGUCUAUCAUCCUGCAGGCUGUUUGUGACCAUCAGGGCCGCUUCAUUGACACCUACGUGGGCUGGCCCGGGUCAGUGCAUGAUGCACGAGUGCUCCGGUACAGCCCACUGUACAGGAGGUCAGUGUACCCUCCUCCAGGGCACUUCAUCCUUGCAGACGGAGGGUACCCAUGUCUCCAACACCCGCUCCCCCUCAUCACUCCCUACAAGAGGCCAGUACGAGGAGUGGGACCCCAGCGCUUUAAUCUUCAUCAUUCCAGGGCACGCUCCAUUAUAGAGCGUGCUUUUGGGAUGAUGAAGACCAGGUUCCGAUCCAUCUUCCUGAAAGCGCUGGAGGUGCACCACACUUUUGUACCCCAUGUCAUCACAGCCUGUGCCAUCCUCCACAACAUCUGUCUUGGGGUUGGUGACAUCAUGGCCCCGGAGGAUGAGCACGAGGAGGAUGAUGCAGAGGAUGAGGGGGAGCAUGUUUUGGAGACAGUCAGCGGUGCUCCCUGGCGUGACCGGCUGACUGCAAAGGUGUCUGCCCUGGAGGAGGUUCCCAUCGACCACAACUACUUCUCAAUGAGCUCGUCGCUGCCUCUUCUCCUGUUGGCUGGGUCUGGGACUGCUGGGGCUGCGGCUGCUGGGGCUCUGGCUGCUGGGGCUGGGACUGCUGGGGCUCUGGCUGCUGGGGCUGCGGCUGCUGGGGCUGGGACUGCUGGGGCUGGGACUGCUGGGGCUCUGGCUGCUGGGGCUCUGGCUGCUGGGGCUGCGGCUGCUGGGGCUGGCUCUUUAUCCUGGUCAGCCACCGCUGAACUUGGCCCAGGAUCACAUCCCUUUCAAAAUAAUUCAGCAAUAAAUGUUGGGAAUAUUCUCAUCAUCAAGGCUAGAAGUGCAUCUGGACACGCAGGAGACACUCCAGGUGUAUCUGUGUGCCGUACUAGAGUAAAGAUGGAGUUUAUUAAAGAGGAGAUUGAAGACAUGAGUGAUCCUGAACAAUCCAGAAUAAAACAUGAAGAUACUGAGGAACAAAUAGACCAGGUGAGAGUGAAAGAGCAAAGACAAGAACUGAAUGAAGUGGAGGAGGAACAUCGUAACUUUACAAUUCAAAGAACAAAAGCCAAAAAGACGCACACCUGCACUCAGUGUGGAAAGAGUUUCACACACAAAGGAAGCCUUUACAGACACAUGAGAAUUCACACUGGAGAGAAACCGUAUACAUGCACUCAGUGUGGAAAGAGUUUUACUAAUGCAUCAGCUCUCAGUUAUCAUCUGCUGAUUCACUCUGGAGAAAAGCCAUUUAACUGUGAUCAGUGUGGUAAAGAUUUUAUUUCAUCAGCAAAUCUAAAACACCACCUGAAAGUUCAUUCAGAUGAGAAGCCUUAUGUGUGUUCUCUCUGUGGAAAGAGUUUUUCACGUCUGGACAGUCUGAAACAGCACCAGAAAACACAUAAUGAAGUGAGAGAUUAUAUGUGCUUUGACUGUGGGAAGAGCUUUACUACAUCUGGUGAUCUGAAACAGCACCAAAGAAUUCAUACUGGAGAAAAACCUUACAAGUGCUCAUAUUGUGACAAGAGUUUCACUCAGGCUGGAAACCUGAAAUCACACGAGCGAGUUCAUACUGGAGAGAAGCCGUUCAACUGUACUCAGUGUGAGAAGAGUUUCACCCAUUCAAGUAGUCUAUUGACUCAUAUUGGAAAGUAUUGUUCUGUGUCACAAAAGGUGAGAAAUCAGCCCAGAACUACACGGGAGGAGCUGGUCAAUGACCUGAAAAGAGCUGGGACCACCGUUUCCAAGGUUACUGUUGGUAAUACACUAAGACGUCAUGGUUUGAAAUCAUGCAUGGCACGGAAGGUUCCCCUGCUUAAACCAGCACAUGUCAAGUCCCGUCUUAAGUUUGCCAAUGACCAUUUGGAUGAUCCAGAGGAGUCAUGGGAGAAAGUCAUGUGGAAGAAGAAUGAUGAGUACCAUCCCAAGAACACCAUCCCUACUGUGAAGCAUGGGGGUGGUAGCAUCAUGUUUCUGGGGUGUUUUUCUGCACAUGGGACAGGGCGACUGCACUGUAUUAAGGAGAGGAUGACCGGGGCCAUGUAUUGCGAGAUUUUGGGGAACAACCUCCUUCCCUCAGUUAGAGCAUUGAAGAUGGGUCGAGGCUGGGUCUUCCAACAUGACAAUGACCCGAAGCACACAGCCAGGAUAACCAAGGAGUGGCUCUCUUCCUCACAGCCCUCCUCCCACGGCACCGUCAACUCCACCAGAAUUAUCUUUUUUCCCUCUGGAGACCACAUGAUGAUGUCCGGCCUUAGCGUUGUGGACAACACCACCUCGGGGAAGUGGAGUUUCCUCCCAAGAUCAACCUCCAUUUCCCAUCCCUGGGCUGACUGCAGGAGAUUCUGCCUGGCUUGGCUGUGGAUGACAGACCAGGUGAGAGUGAAAGAGCAAAGACAAGAACUGAAUAAAGUGGAGGAGGAACAUCGUAACUUUAAAAUUCAAAGAACAAAAGCCAAAAAGACGCACACCUGCACUCAGUGUGGAAAGAGUUUCUCACAGAAAGGAAACCUUAACAUACACAUGAGAAUUCACACUGGACAGAAACCGUAUACAUGCACUCAGUGUGGAAAGAGUUAUUCUCAUGCAUCAAAUCUCAGUGUUCAUCUGCGCAUUCACUCUGGAGAAAAACCAUUUAACUGUGAUCAGUGUGGUAAAGAUUUUAUUUCAUCAUCAAAACUAAAAGAUCACCUAAAAGUUCAUUCAGAUGAGAGGCCUUAUGUGUGUUCUCUCUGUGGAAAGAGUUUUUCAUGGCUGGGCAGUUUUAAACAGCACCAGAAAACACAUAAUGAAGUGAGAGAUCAUGUGUGUUGUGACUGUGGGAAGAGCUUUACUAGAUCUAAAUAUCUGAAACAGCACCAAAGAAUUCAUACUGGAGAAAAACCUUACAAGUGCUCAUAUUGUGACAAGAGUUUCACUCAGGCUGGAUACCUGAAAUUACACGAGCGAGUUCAUACUGGAGAGAAGCCGUACGACUGUACUCAGUGUGGGAAGAGUUUCACCCAAUCAAGUAGUCUAGGGAAACAUAUUAGAAAGCAUUGUUCUGUGUCACAGUGAGCAAAUGUUUUGUUAGAUUCACAUAAAGU
Molecule: messenger RNA, 5515 nt
Organism: Rhinichthys klamathensis goyatoka
Lineage: Eukaryota; Metazoa; Chordata; Actinopteri; Cypriniformes; Leuciscidae
Exons: 16
Coding region: 138-5486 (1782 amino acids)
Biological process (GO): DNA integration; regulation of transcription by RNA polymerase II; DNA transposition
Cellular component (GO): nucleus
Molecular function (GO): RNA polymerase II transcription regulatory region sequence-specific DNA binding; DNA-binding transcription factor activity, RNA polymerase II-specific
Source: RefSeq, a predicted model, not a curated record